UUGAAAGUUGAGGUAGUGAGGAGGGGGUGGAUAAGUGCCAGGUGUAGCCUGAGGCAUCAGGUGUGCAUGCAGAGACUGAGGCAGAGCAAAAGAGGAGAAGAGGAGCUGCAACCAGAUGAAUGAGAUCCGAAGCAGCGGACAUGUGAUAAGGGGAGCGUAGGACAGUGCUGGUUCUAUUACAGCAUGUGUAUGUUGAGAUCAGACAUGAGGACGACCGGAGGGAGAACCAACCUGUGUCUGCAAGUGGAUGGAAUGAUAGAAGACAAUGUGUCUGGAGAAGAAAUGCUCACAUUAGUUUUUCUUUGGAUUUAUGUAUGAGGGGUGAUCCUCGACGCUGCUGGACCAUGACUGUCAAGCAGGGAAGGCAGUGGAGGUCCAUGUGCAAAGGCCUGGUGCUGGGCACCCUGCUGACCAGCUGCAUGAUCCUGCUCUACUGCCUCUCCACUCCACAGAUCCACUUCAAUCUGCCCGAAGUUCCAGUGCCCUACUCCUGCGCCCACCGUCCGUCCCAGCUCCAGACCAAACCAACCACAAACAGCUCACACCAGGCCCAUGGCCCGGCCUGCGCUCCUAAAGUGGAUAUCAUGUUCAUGAAGACCCACAAAACCGCCAGCAGCACCUUCCUCAACAUCCUGUUCCGCUUUGGGGAGAAACACCGGCUCAAGUUUGCCUUCCCUGACAGCAGGAAUGACUUCUUCUACCCGUCUCUCUUUGAGCGCUCCCAUGUAAAAGACUACAGACCUGGGAUGUGUUUCAACGUUAUCUGUAAUCAUUUGCGCUUCAAUGCAGCCGAGGUGGCCAAGUUGCUGCCCACGGACACUUCGUACAUCACUAUCCUGCGAGACCCUGCAGAGCUGUUUGAGUCGUCCUUCCACUACUUUGGCCGGCUGGUGCCUUUUACCUGGAGGAUACCGGGUGAUGACAAGCUGACUGAGUUCCUACGUGACCCGCUCUACUACUUUGAUCCAGAGGGCUUCAACUCUUUCUACCUCAAGAACCUGCUGUUCUUUGACUUUGGCCAGGACAACACUCUGCAGCCGGACGAUCCGCGGGUCGAAGAAGGAAUCAAGUUCAUCACUGACCGUUUUCAGCUGGUCAUGUUGGUGGAACACUUUGAGGAAUCACUCAUCCUCCUCAAGGAAACCCUCUGCUGGGAGAUGGAUGAUUUGCUCUUCUUCAAGCUCAACGCCCGCAAGGGAUCCACGGUGUCGAAACUGACCCCUGAGCUGAGGGUCAGGGCCCUUGAGUGGAACGCUAUUGACUGGAAGCUGUACCAGCAUUUCAACCAGACUUUUUGGAAGAAAGCAGAUGCAUAUGGACGGCGGCGGAUGGCUGAGGAGGUGGCAGAGCUCAGGAGGAGGAACGCAGCGAUGACUUCUAUCUGCAUUGAGGGGGGCCAUGCUGUGGAAGCUGGCAGCAUCCAGGAGACAGACAUGCAGCCCUGGCAACCCAUCGGAGAGAAGUCGAUCAUGGGCUAUAACCUGAAGAAGAAUGUGGAUAAGGCUCAUCAGAAACUGUGUCGUAAGAUGUUGAUGCCAGAGCUUCAAUACUUGACAGAGCUAGGGGUGAACCUGUGGAUCACCAGGCUGUGGGGCCAUGUACGAGAUGUCAUUAACUGGUGAGUGGACGAGAGUGAGAGGGGCCCACUGAACUUUGACAGACCGGAUAGCAAAAAAAAAGAGAUCUGCUACGCUCUCUGUCUCACUUCAUUGUAAAUGAAUUUGCAUUUCACACGAUUGUGCACUGUAAUAGUAUCUGAUUGGUGCUUGAGAACAAAAUACUGGUGACCACACAAUCUAUAUUUACAGAGCCGGUUUGUUUCUUGUAUUGUCCGCUGUGUCGACUCAAACAUUAGAAUGUUCUUCUUCUCACAAGUGAGCUUGUUCUACGGUUUUGGUUGAGUGAACUGUGAUGUUCAAAAGCCCUUUGAUUGAAUGAAGACCCAUUGUUACCAUCUAAGUAGAAAGUUAUUUGAAGACAUGAACAAAACUAAGGGCUGAAAAAUACAGAUGUGAAAAUAGUGAAUGUAAGUAUUCUAUCCCACUUUACUGCCCAUGGAGGACAAAAUCAGCCAUCAUUUAAAUUGUAGAUGAGCAAACCUAACCCUUUCUAAUAGCACUUGUCACUUGUUAUAACAACAGCGAAAUCAGAGGUGCAACUUUAUGUCAUGUUAUGUUAUUAAAUAUAUUAUUACAAAAUAUAAUAAGCCAUGAAAGGUAAAUCUUAUUUAGAAAGCCACUGGGAUGAUGAAAGUGUUAAACACCAUGUACAUGUUUUGACACAGCCUCCUAAUCAGUGUCUGUGAAAUUAAGGAAUUCAAGUGAGAUAUAAAUAGAUGUUCUUUCCUGAUAAAGCGCUGCAUUGGUCAUAUAUCUCUUGAUUCGUGUCCACUCACCUACAUAGUUUUUUCUUUAUUUAAUAUUUUGUUUAAACAGUUUAUUUAAUAAUGAAUUAAACUGUUGAUUUAUUUACCUGUAUUUUACUGAUUUUGUUCUCCAUUGCUACCGGUAAUACAGUAUAUGAUAAUCUUUGUAUCCUCAAAAUAAAUGGAUUACUACAUGUAAUACUGUAUGUCUCAAAUGUCUGAUUCAUUAAAAUCGACAGCUUCCUCUCUU
Messenger RNA from Pleuronectes platessa (European plaice), 2615 nucleotides. RefSeq names its product galactose-3-O-sulfotransferase 1a (gene gal3st1a). Gene Ontology annotation, molecular function: galactosylceramide sulfotransferase activity. The coding region runs from base 315 to 1622 and encodes 435 amino acids. NCBI's taxonomy places the organism in Eukaryota, Metazoa, Chordata, Actinopteri, Pleuronectiformes, Pleuronectidae. The record is from RefSeq and is a predicted model, not a curated record. The transcript has 3 exons. Gene Ontology annotation, cellular component: membrane. Gene Ontology annotation, biological process: galactosylceramide biosynthetic process; myelination.